This is a messenger RNA of Anolis carolinensis (green anole), 2206 nucleotides long. RefSeq names its product RAP2B, member of RAS oncogene family (gene rap2b). Gene Ontology annotation, cellular component: plasma membrane. The coding region runs from base 527 to 1078 and encodes 183 amino acids. Lineage: Eukaryota; Metazoa; Chordata; Lepidosauria; Squamata; Anolidae. The record is from RefSeq and is a predicted model, not a curated record. Gene Ontology annotation, biological process: negative regulation of cell migration; Rap protein signal transduction. The transcript has a single exon. Gene Ontology annotation, molecular function: GTPase activity; GDP binding; GTP binding.
AAGACAAGGGGGCGUGAAAGGAGAGAAAGAGAGAGAAGAGAGAGAGCGCAAGAGAGAGAAGGAGCGCUCGGCUCCCGCUUCCCACACCCUCCGUGUCUUCCUUCCAGGUGGUGGGGAAGGUGGCCCAAUGGGGUCCCCGGCGCGGCGGAGGGACGAGGCGAGGCGCUGAGGCGAGGCAUGGGCAUGGGGCGCGCGGUGGAGGAGGAGGAGAGGAGGAGGAGAGGCUUUUCGGGCGCUGGGAGCCGUGCGCGCCGCCUCCUCUUCCUCCUCUGCGCCAGAAGCAGAAGCAACAGCAGCCGCUUCCUCGUGUCGCCUUCUUCUUCUUCGGGAGGCUGCUGAGGGCGGAGGCUGAGCGCCGCACUCGCUCGCCUUGGGAAGCGGACGCUCUUCUCGGCCUCGAGGCGAGGCGAACCCGCAACCUCCUUCCCGUCGUCGCCCUCCCUCCCUCUCGCCUUUCCCCUCUUUCCUUUCUCCCUCUCGCUUCCUUCCUGAGGGCGGGGAGGAGAGGAGAGCCGAGGCGAGCGCCAUGCGCGAGUACAAAGUGGUGGUGCUGGGCUCGGGCGGCGUGGGCAAGUCCGCGCUCACCGUCCAGUUCGUCACGGGCUCCUUCAUCGAGAAGUACGACCCCACCAUCGAGGACUUCUACCGGAAGGAGAUCGAGGUGGACUCCUCGCCCUCGGUGCUGGAGAUCCUGGACACGGCGGGCACGGAGCAGUUCGCCUCCAUGCGGGACCUCUACAUCAAGAACGGGCAGGGCUUCAUCCUGGUCUACAGCCUGGUCAACCAGCAGAGCUUCCAGGACAUCAAGCCCAUGCGGGACCAGAUCAUCCGGGUCAAGCGGUACGAGAAGGUGCCCAUGAUCCUGGUGGGCAACAAGGUGGACCUGGAGGGCGAGCGGGAGGUCUCCUUCGGCGAAGGCAAAGCCCUGGCCGAGGAGUGGAGCUGCCCCUUCAUGGAGACCUCGGCCAAAAACAAAGCCUCGGUGGACGAACUCUUUGCCGAGAUCGUCCGGCAGAUGAACUACGCCUCCCAGCCCAACGGGGACGAUCAGUGCUGCUCUUCUUGUGUCAUCCUUUGAGAGGAAGAGCCAGGAGGAGAGAGACACUGGGUCCGUGUAUUGCAGCCAUGGGCCAACUUGGGCCCUCCAGGUGUUUUGGACUUCAACUCCCACCAUUCCUCCAGGUGUUUUGGACUUCAACUCCCACCAUUCCUAACAGCCUCAGGCCCCUUCCUUUUCACCCUCAGCCGCUUAAGCGGCUGAGGGGGAAAAGGAAAGGGCCUGAGGCUGUUAGGAAUGGUGGGAGUUGAAGUCCAAAACACCUGGAGGGCCCAAGUUGGCCCAUGCCUGAUAUAUUGUGUUAUUCCCCCUAUUUGCCAUUUUUUAUUAAAAGGUUUACAAUAGCAGCAGCAACACCACAGCACAGAAAAAGGCAGUGACAAAAGUGAUCUUGUCAUCCCAGGGAAACAAUUUCGCGUUACACCCGGAUUCUUUGCCAGUGUUGCUGCCUUGAGUGGUGAUGCUCAUCAGUGUCUUCUGUCUUCUUGACAUCAGACUGGGGAGAAAGAAGAAAAAAAACAACCCACACACCUCCCCUUCAAAAAAAGUGUUGUUGGAAAUGUGGUGUUUUCCACACGUACGUGCCAUGCCAUCAGUUUGAUUGUUGCUUCUUUCAUGUACCUCUUGGCCUGAGGACUGUAUUGGCAACUGAAGUCCACUGUCCAGUAGGAAAGUUCAAGUUCUCCUUUGGGGGAGAGUAAAGAAUGAGCAAUUGCUUUAGAACUGGAAGAUUUUUUUUAAGAAAUAAACAAACCCUGGGGAAAUAAAAAUGAAGGGAAUCUGCAAAAAGAAGAAUGUUUGUACUCGCGGAGGUACUUCAGAGCCUCCCAUUAGAAUUUUAGGCCCGUGACUAGCAAACUUUUGUUUCUGAGGAUUUCUAUGCAAAGUUGGAAUAUCAGCUCACGUGCUUCUCCCACCCGAAGAAGUCUUUUGCGUGUACUACUUACCUGGGACUUUUUAAUAACACUGAUGCCAAUACAGUGUGCGAGGUGCCAGAAAAAGUGUGUGCUAAAUUUCUUGUGAAAUCUUCUAUUUUGUUUACCUGCUGUACUGAAAGGGAGGGAACGGAGAGCAUUUAUUUGUGUGUUGCGUGUGUGUUUUUUUAAACAAAUCAGCUGUGAAAACAUUACAGAUCUGCACAAUUUUUAA